Messenger RNA from Coregonus clupeaformis (lake whitefish), 1788 nucleotides. RefSeq names its product protein LRATD1. Bases 323 to 1126 code for a protein of 267 amino acids. The record is from RefSeq and is a predicted model, not a curated record. NCBI's taxonomy places the organism in Eukaryota, Metazoa, Chordata, Actinopteri, Salmoniformes, Salmonidae. The transcript has 3 exons.
CUUUUAUUUUUAUCUGCCUCUUUUCCUGGCUGCUCUCUCUCUCGCUUCCUCUAUCCAGCGCUGCUAUUUUCUCAUUCAGUCCACCAGAGGAAAUUAUUAGCUAAAGGCAUGUGAUGAGAGCGACGGACUAAAUAAUUGAUUGUGUUCUCGUCUUUCAAGCGAACUGGGCUCAAUAACUGGAGAGUGUUGAUCAUUUACCUCACUACGUGGCUGUUGACUGUUAAGUUAUUUUACUGGAUGCUGCUGUGGUGUUUCUGUGUCGCUAAUAGCCGACCAGAGACACCGUGUUCCAUGCCUCUCCUCUGCCGGGGCCUCGUCAUUGAUGGGCAACCACUUGGACCGUAUCACCCAUCUCAGCUACAGCGAGCUGCCAACCGGCGAUCCGUCCGGAGUGGAGAAAGAGGAACUCAGGGUCGGCGUAGCCUACUUCUUCUCCGACGAAGAGGAAGAGGUGGACGACGGAGGAGGAGGAGGAGGCGGUUACAUCAAGGACCCUUGCCCCAGCCAGGAGGGCCCCGGGGCGGUCAGCGAGCUGGAGUACUCCGCCUUCUGCUCCCAGGAAUGCAUCUUCUCCAAGCUCCGCGAAAACCAGGACUUGAAUGUGUACUCCGCCAAAACGUUGCUCUCCAUGUGCUCUCCAGGGGACCUUGUGGAGCUAGUAUCCACCUCCCAGGCACCUCACUGGGCUGUGUACGAGCUCAACGACCAGGUGAUACACCUGCAUGAGGGGGAGAUACGGAAGGACAGCCUGACUGAGAUAGGACAGGGCCGGCACGGACGGAUAGUGAACAGCCGCUACCGCUUCCGACCGCUGCCCUCCGACCUGGUUGUGCAGAACGCCGCCGAGCACCUCGGCCUGAACAGCGGGGAGAUCUGCUGGACCAACUCAGAGAGCUUCGCCGCUUGGUGCCGCUUCGGGAAGCGGGAGUUUAAGAAGGGAGGCGAGGCACACUCGGCGCAGCAGCAGUACUUUCUCAAAGUGCACUUUGGCGCCGGAACUCGGAGUGGACACGCACACACGCUGGUGUUCCGUAGCCUCGAAGACAUGAUCUGGGAGCGCAGGCGCGUGGACGCCAGCGGGAUUCUGAAGGAGUUGUCUUUAGGGGUCAAUGGUGGGAAGGAGUGAUUGAUUUUGGAAUUCUAAUUGAAAUGAUAGCCUGUUCCUCUCUCUUCUCCUCAUAUACACACACACACACACACACACACACACACAGCAAGAGAGAGAGAGAAAGAGAGGAAGGAUUGUUGUGUAUGGCUGUCUGCAUGCCGCGGGCAGACUGAGGACGGCUGCUCUGUAACUCUGUUAACACUGAGACAGAUGUUGUGAUCAUCCUGCCUAUGAGAAGAAGAGGAAAUAAUACUAAACCAUUUUGUGGUCAUGUAGACAUUGACGACUGCUCUUGCUUGUUAGAGCAGUUUCUCUCCACCUCUGACAAGUCACCCUGUACCUUUAAAUGCCACAUAGCACACGACUCCACUCGCUUGUUUUUUUAUUAAGGGUAACGGAAUUGUCUGCUCUCUCUCUCUCUCUCUCUCUCUCUGCAUGCUGCUGCUGCGGCAGACUACGGCAAGAGAGAGAGAAAGAAAGAGGGACAGAGAAGGAGAGAUGUUUGUUGGAUUGCUCCGGUUCUAUUUUUUUACUCCUAGCUUUAACAUUACCUAAGAAAACCUGGGACUGAACGAACACACGGAUACACCUAUUCAUGUUGUAGCCUACCAGACAGACAGACAGACGGACUGACAGACAGACAGACAGACAGACAGACAGACAGGCAGGCAGGCAGGCAG